AUUGCCGUGUUUGACCUCAAAACCAGUCACGCCAAAUAUUAAAUAUAAUAUUCGCUAAAAUAUCAAAAUUAUAUAUUUAAUUUUCUUUUGCACAAAACACACGCACACACAGACACAGACACAGACACAGACGCAGUAAGAGAAAUUAAAUCUCAAAGACUCAAAAUACGGAUUUUUGAUUCAUAUUUUUCAUUUUCGAUUUCAUCUUCGAGAAAUCCCAAGUAGUCAGAAUUUUCUUCUUUGUCUCAGCAAGAAGAAAGAUUUCUGCUUUCGUUUCCUGUUCGAGCUUUUGGGUUGUUUUGUUUGUUUGGCUCAAUUUUCACGAGAAAAUUCGACCUUUUUCUCGGCCGGAUUCGGAAGUCCAAUGAAAACCGGCGAUUUCCGGUGAAAGAGAGAAACGGAGAUGAGACGUGUGAAUGGAGAGUCGAGAACUGGGAACAACGCUUUGGAGACUAUAAACGCAGCUGCUUCUGCGAUCGCAGCCGCCGAGAACCGUGUGCCUCAAGCCACCGUUCAGAAAAGAAGAUGGGGGAGCUGGUGGAGCAUGUAUUGGUGUUUUGGAUUUCAAAGACACAAAAAGAGAAUUGGACAUGCUGUCCUUGUCCCAGAAACAACAGACCGUGGAGGUGAUGCUCCUAGAGCUGAAAAUCCAAUCCAAACACCUUCCAUUGUACUUCCCUUUGUUGCACCUCCGUCCUCUCCUGCAUCAUUUCUUCAAUCAGAACCUCCUUCUGCCACACAAUCACCAGCUGGUUUUUUCUCUCUCACUGCCAGCAUGUACUCCCCUAGUGGCCCUACCUCAAUUUUCGCUAUUGGUCCUUAUGCUCAUGAAACCCAGUUGGUCUCACCUCCUGUUUUCUCAACCUUCACUACUGAGCCAUCAACUGCUCCCUUUACUCCUCCUCCUGAGUCUGUUCAUUUGACUACACCGUCAUCACCUGAGGUUCCAUUUGCUCAGCUGCUUGAUCCUCACUUCCGGAAUGGUGAAGGUGGUCAGAGAUUCCCAUUGUCUCACUAUGAAUUUCAAUCUUACCAACUUUACCCUGGAAGCCCAGUGGGUCAGCUUAUAUCACCAAGUUCAGGCAUCUCAGGUUCUGGUACUUCUUCUCCUUUCCCUGACCUUGAGUUUGCUGCUCGUGGUCAUCAUUUUCUGGAGUUCCGAACAGGUGAUCCUCCCAAGCUCUUGAACCUCGACAUUCUCUCCACCCGUGAUUGGGGUUCAAGACUAGGAUCUGGUUCUGUAACCCCCGAUGGUGCAAAGUCCACAUCUUCUGAUGGUUUUCUUCUAAAGCCUCAAACCCCUGAGGUUGUAUUAAAUCCACGAUCAAACAAUAGAGGUCGAAAUAAUGAUAUUUCCAUCAACCACAGAGUUUCAUUUGAGUUAAGUUCUGAAGAAGUUAUCAGAUGCGUGGAAAAGAAGCCAGUCGCAUUAGCUGAAGCUGUAUCAACAUCUCUAGAAGAUACAGAGAAGGCCCAAAGCAAAGAAGAUCCUAGUAAAGUAGUAAGCAGUUCUAUUUGCCCUGUUGGUGAGACAUCCAAUGAUGCAGCAGAAAAAGCCGUGGCGGAUGGGGAGGAGGCACAGCUGCAUCCAAAGCAGCGAUCCAUCACGCUUGGUUCUGUCAAGGAAUUUAAUUUUGACAAUCCAGAUGGAGGAGAUUCUGGUAACUCUAUUGGCUCUGACUGGUGGGCAAAUGAGAAGGUUGAUGCCAAGGAGAAUGGCCCAACAAAGAAUUGGUCGUUCUUCCCUAUGAUGCAGCCGGGUGUUAGUUAGCUAGUAUGCAUCUCACUUGAUGCCUCCCUAUCCCGUGGAGCAUUUGAAUUCGAAUUUUGCGGUACAACAUGGAUUUUAGUUUUCCAAACUGGAUUGACAUCAAGGACCAUACUAAUGCUACACUGGCCUCAAAUUACAGACAAAAUUUUGGGUUUUAGAUUGGAAAGUCUUUUACAGGAUGACUGAGCCGGGUCUAAGGCUGUUUUUGUACAUGGUGACCUGGAAUUCAAGCUCAGAAACUGUGCAGAGACAAAGUAUGGAUAUGGAUAGUAUAAAAUCACAGAGAUUAGUGUCAACUUUUGGAAGGUUAAUGUGUUUGAUGUAUUAUAUUAAAUUACAAUAGAUGUAGGUAGAUAAGAAGGAUUACAUUAAUAAAUAAUAGUGGACUGCUAAUUGAUAAUGUUGUUGCGUUUAUCUUUGACCCCUCUUUGCUUCAUGACUUUUCUUAUGGAAUAUACAGGGUAUGUUGUUGUUUACCGGUUCAA
This is a messenger RNA of Prunus persica (peach), 2256 nucleotides long. RefSeq lists its product as uncharacterized. The transcript is spliced from 2 exons. Bases 404 to 1771 code for a protein of 455 amino acids. Lineage: Eukaryota; Viridiplantae; Streptophyta; Magnoliopsida; Rosales; Rosaceae. The record is from RefSeq and is a predicted model, not a curated record.